AGGGAGAAAUGCGUUUCUUUCUUGUAAACCGAUGAAGGUGUAUGUGAGGGCGAAGCGGAUAGAGAGAGGAAGGUAGAGAGAAAGAAUCGGUGGGAGGGCCUUUCUUUGUCUCUUUCUUCGUCCUCCUCCUCCGCUCCGCAACCUAGUUUGGCGAUAAAAAAGCGCGCCGGCCGAACCCAGCGAGAAAGAAAGGAAUAAAACAGGUACAAAAACGAGAUGAAAGCGGCCGCCGCGCGCGCCGUACCGCUUUCGCGUUUCAGUCGACGGCGGGCCGUCGGCUGUCGUGGUUGUCUGCUGCUGGCGUUCUCGUUGUCGUCUGCUUCCAUCGCGAGUAAUCGCGAGCCAGCGGUCUACUAGGCUUGGCUAAGUUCGGCUUCGCCGCAAGACGAAACGCGUGUGCUUCCCUCUGGCGGCCGGUCUCUGGAUCAGGCUCGGCGCGUCGUCUGCUUCUGGGAGUGUGUUGUGUGUCGUCUGCUCGGCUCCGCGCGGCUCGUACGAGUAGGGGACCCGACCCACGCGGGAGGGUUGGAGCAAAGAAAAAAAAGAAAAGAAAUUGUUCAUGUCUCGGCGUGCUUUCGAAGUGCAAUGUAUUCGUCGUCGGCUAGGAGAAGGCCGUUUGACGUAGUACUAAUCGUCGACGUGACGUGCCAAGAAGGUUGUAGUGGUCCUGGAGUGCCCCUGGCCGGUGCGGUGUACCCGACGACUGGGUUUGACGCGAUCGGCGCUGCUGAUCUGAUCGCCGGUUCCGAUCUUCGAAAGACGUCAAGGCAAACCGACACAACCUUUCCGUAAGGUCGUGCUUUCGGUCUUGAGGACGCUUGUCCUCCCGACUACAGGACUGCAGAGACGACGACUUCGUGCGUUUUUUUUUUGGCUUGUGCCAGUGCUUCGACGACCUUCGACAAGGCCUUUCCACUUCGAGCUGUGCGGGGUUCGUUUUAAUACCUAAAACUUGUCUCCGCGUGUUGUCACUUCGCCAAUUUCUGCUGCAUUUUUUUUUUUUUUCGUUCAACGCCGACAUGAUGAUUCGGAUUGCUACAGAGUGCUCGCAACCACCCUCGUCUCGUACGGAACACGUGCAGGAUUGCUGCCUUCCAAAGCCGCUCAGCGAUGUCAGAUGAGCGGCAAGCGCACUCGGAGCUUUAAGAUCGCCGUGCACCGCCGAGACGAGCGCGACAUCUGGCAGCAGACGCGGGCAGGAGCGGGUAACUACUGCCAGCGACAAGGCAGCGUCAGCGCUGCCACCACUCCUGGAAGAGGAUACUACGGCUGCGGCUCGUCUUCGUCGGCGGCCGACGACGAGGAAGACCCGUGGCGCCGCCCUGGCGCCGUGUCGAGAGGAGCCGACGGCUCUGUAUUCCGCACCAUGGUUCGCGCCAUCGCCACCGAGUUCCUGCCCGACGGCAGGGACCGUAAGUACUACGCGGACCACUACAGCUGCCGCCCGCCGCCCCUGUUCGUCUUCGUUGUCACGCUCAUCGAGCUUGGCUUCUUCACCUAUUACACGGUGAUCACGGGCGCCGUCACGCCCACGGGUCCGGUGCCCAUCGACAGCUUCUUCAUCUACCGGCCCGACAAGCGGCUACAAGUAUGGCGAUUCGUCUUCUACAUGGUCCUCCACGCAGGGUGGAUCCACCUGCUGUUCAACCUGCUCGUCCAGAUGUUGGUCGGCCUGCCGCUGGAGAUGGUCCACGGAUCUCUGCGCAUCGGCACCGUCUACAUGGCCGGAGUGCUCGCAGGUUCUCUAGGCACGUCAGUGUUCGACACAGACGUCUACCUCGUCGGUGCCUCGGGCGGAGUGUACGCGUUGCUAGCGGCACACCUUGCCAACGUGCUACUGAAUUACAACCAGAUGCAGUUUGGUCUCGUGAGGCUGGUGGGCGUAUUUCUUAUUGCGUCCGCCGAUGUGGGCUUUGCGGUCUACGACCGGUACGCCGCCGAACCUCACGGGCCGCCGGUAUCGUACGUGGCACACCUGACCGGUGCGUUGGCAGGCCUCACAAUCGGACUACUGGUUCUCAAGAACUUCGAGCAGAAACUCCACGAACACUUGCUGUGGUGGGUGGCGCUGGGCGUAUACGCGGCCUGCACGCUCUUCGCCGUGCUCUUCAACAUCUUCAACUACUGAGUGCCGAGCAAGGACGACGUGUUUUUUUAGCGUCGUGAACUGUGCGACACCUUGCGAGGAACAACCGCGCUCGGUGGUGCAGCGUGUGUGGAGAAGUGUCAAAGGUCUACGAUGUGCUUAAUCGGUACGAACUCAGAACUGACGUAGCGAAAGACCACAUAUUACAGCUGAAAACACCGAUGGCACGAAAAAAGUGGCAGCCUGUUUUUACCUGCAAAAGCAAAAACUUUCCGACUGAACAAGAUGCUGCUUCCCUACCGACUUGAGUUGAACACUGCAGGUCAACGACGGAUCAGUGUUUUGGACCUAAUGUUGUCUUCACUUCAAACAAGUGUGCAACCAGCAUAACAAACCAAAGAAAUUAGAUGAAAAGCAGCAAAGGACCCUUUUUGGCAGACUCGACCACGUUCAAGCAACUCGCGCAAAGGAGAUAGAUGAAACUGAACAUGCAUCACGCCACUAUGUCCAGAAGCUUUCCACACCCAAACAGUGAGCACAAACACAAGUUACAUGCUGUAGGCCACAUCGUGGUCUACAGACAACAGUCAAAGCAUUGUAGAACUAGAGAUAAAUGUUUUUAAUCGACCGUAUGGUGAGAAAUGGUUUCCAAAUGCAUCGAGUACGCACGAACGGGCCUCUUCCGAAAUGCCACCGAGGCAGAAAUAUUUUUUUUUUAAACGAAAAGCUCCAAACCAAAGAGUCGGAUGAACUGUUUUUACCCACGUUUCCAGUGGCCUCGAUGAGCCUACAGUUUCCAGUGGGUUCAAAGCCCAUAUAUACGUGGCAGCAUGGAAACGCCACCUCGGAAUGCAACAGCACACACUGCCGCACUAGUAGCGUGCCAGAUUUUCCGGAGCACUAGCAAACCGACCCAUACUAGCCGAGGAGUUUGAAGCGCGAGCCCACUGCCAAGCAAAAACAAUACUGCCACGUGUCUGUUCAUCGCAGCUGAUAUCCUGCCACAUCAAGAAUAUUCGAAAGAAGAAAAAAAGGUAGUCGUCGUAGAAACAAGUGUUGAAUCUCCUCAGGGAAAUCGACGGAGACCUUCUUUUCGACAUUGGGCAGCUACCAAGCGAGCAGCUGGGACUUUUUUUAUUUUACGAUACUCCCAAGUGUGUGUGUGUGUGUGACUGCAGUGCUUCAAUUCCGCAAACAAGCAAACAAAAAAGAACAGUGCGAACUCUUUCCUGAGAGUGUUUAAGUGUACGGGGAGCUUUGCCAAUGCCCCUAAAGAACGGGACUACUUCUGCGGAUGAAUCGGAUAGUCCUCAACGUUCGCUCGAAAAGGAGCAAGUCACUGUGAGCAAGGACAUCGCAAACUUUGAUGAACUCUCCUCACAUCCUGCCUGCCACACAGUUCUGGACUAGCACGCACGUCUCGCAUGGCGUGCGUUUUGAACUUCCUCUCUCGCCAGACUGGAAAAAGGUGUUUCCGAUUGCUUUACGUGGCUUUCUUGUACAGCACCGUAUAUUUUUUUUCUUUGUGAGCUCACAAAACAAGAUAGUCUAUAUUUCCUCGAGCUGUGCUAGGCAUCAGAUGGUGAGAAUCUAUUUAUUUAGACCGCGCCCCCAGAUAUAUCUAUAGACCUUUUAUGACCUCAAUGUCGCUUAUAUUCCAGAACGUAGUUUAUAGAAAAAAAAAAAGUGUUUUAAAAGUGGAGUGUUGUGUAUACUUUAUUUAUUUAUGAAUUUGGUGCUACGUUAUUUUUCAUCCAAGUGCUUAUUGGAUAUGCUCGCUGCAGGUGUGUAAAUGCAAGUGCUUCAACUCGGUUGUUCUGUUCAACGCAAGCUAUCGUGCAAAACGAUGUUACAAUCAGGUUGAAGUUCGCACGGGAUCGUGCUGCAUUGUGACAGCCCCAAGCACGUUUGAUAAAGUGAACAAGAUUAUGCAGCCAUUCUAACAAAUAUCGAUAGCGCACAACCAUGAGACAGGACGCACUUACUUUUGUGCAUCUCGAAAAUUAGGUCUGAGUCGAUUUAUGUUGAUAUUGUUGUUUUAUUUAUUGUGUCGCUUCAACUAUGCCUUGCUCACGUCCCACAACGCGACUUACCUCAGUUUGUCCUUAGCGUGGCUUUGCACUGCCACGCAACAAGCAAAAGCCAACGUGCGAAGCGGUAUCAAGCAUCACUGCAACAAGUUGUAGCAACUGGCAACUCGUACGUGAAGCACUUCCCUUUUACAGUCCCUAUGUGCCAGCUUGAUAAUUUUAGGCAACUGCAAAGCCAACCAAAGCAUCGUUUGCUUUACGACUCUCAGGUGUCCAAGCAGGCGUGUCAAAAUUCUCACAAUCAUGUCUGCCUGCAUCAAGUCACUCAAAGUUUUGCUUGUAAUUGAAUAUCUCGACCUCAUGCUUCUGGAGAACAACUUAAGUAUGUUUGGCAAACAACUGCUGCUGUACUUGCAGUUUUGACGUGCUAACAGCACACCGGCGUGGCAUGGUAACUUGCCAUUUUCUUAGCACAUCACACUAAUUCGAACACGACCAGCCGCAGCUUAUUGCAGAGAUUUAUGAACUUUUAUUAUCCUUACAACCAUUCCGUAGAUGUUGGUGCAAGCAAACCGUGGGCCCCGUGUUUUCACGCUGUUUUUCUUCUAGCCAUGGCCAACCCGACCAAGACUUUUCUUGUGUAGGGAGCCCAAGUUUUCACAAGUUUCGGCAGGAAUAGAAAAAAAAUGCACGCGUCGUCGAUUCUUCACUAAAUCGAGACUGGCCUUCGGCUCGGUGCGUGGGAGACGACGCGCGCGUUCACUGGUGUACAUAAAAAAAGCACCGCACGGUCCGUUUCUUCGAGCGCACAUUCCUUGACGUUCCGUCAAUGCACACCGUUCUCUACGUAGCACCGCCAAAGCUGUUCCGCGCGCAAGUCGCGUCAUUCCUUUUUCUCGAGAAAGUUGGGGACACUGCAGCUUCUGAUCGGUUUGAGCAAGCACCGGCGUGAGCCCGCACGUUUUUCAGCACUGGUUGAAAUCACCCGAACACGUCAUUUGUGUACGGUCAGUACCACAAUUUUCUGGAACAUGCAGCCUAGAUUACGCUUGUGGACUGCCAACUGGAGGACAGCAGCUCGGUAGGCUUGAUUACGCCUUCACAAGAUAAUGCGCACCACAGUUUUGAAGGCAGCUAUUAAUUCCAUUUCUCACAGCAUACGUUUCUCACUCCUUACCAUUUUAAGGCAUAACCUCAUGACCUAGUACCAACGCUACAUUGUUAAGUGUUAUAGAAGUAUAAUUCCAAUUGGUUAUAAUAGUAACACAGCUAUUUUAUUCAUUACUACUUUGACCAACUUAAAGACCCCACUUGGUGGUACUACAUGAGAGGUGGGAUCACAAAAGUUAAAACAAUAUUAGCGAAUUGUUACUCAAACAUGAUGGCCAAGUUUGGACAACGUUUGCUACGCGUUCUACGUGUGGUGGUUGGAGACGAGGAGUGCAGGUUGAAUACAACACUGUCAGGCUGGCGUCUGCAAUGUUCCAGGCACUUUUGGUGCUGGCUGUGCCUGCACAUUGUUGCUCGAGUCACAUGCAAAAACAAGAGGAAGCGCUUGUGCACUGUGUGUCCCAUUCUGACUUGCUUUUUACCUUACCGUUGGCAGAUAAAAGACGCGUCGCAUUUUUUGUCGCAGCAACAAGUGUCACUACUUGACUUCAUGCCCACUGUCAUUCCAGAUAUAUUUUUUUCUUUAUUGACAACACUAAUGCUGAUGCUGUGUCACCAUGCAUGUUGUGUCCAUUUUAAGUCUGUCCGCGUGUGUUGUGUUUGUACAGCUGUAGAUGAGAUUUUUUUAAGCCUAUUGUACAAAGUAAUUUAUUUGAAAAACAAAAGAAAGAUUUGCGACUUUAUUAAAGUGUUUUUUUGUUCCCUUUA
This is a messenger RNA of Rhipicephalus sanguineus (brown dog tick), 5994 nucleotides long. RefSeq names its product protein rhomboid. NCBI's taxonomy places the organism in Eukaryota, Metazoa, Arthropoda, Arachnida, Ixodida, Ixodidae. The transcript has 8 exons. Gene Ontology annotation, cellular component: membrane. Gene Ontology annotation, molecular function: serine-type endopeptidase activity. The coding region runs from base 1118 to 2128 and encodes 336 amino acids. The record is from RefSeq and is a predicted model, not a curated record.